ACAAGUGAUUUCAAAAGCAAUGACAUAAAUCUUUUAUGAUCAGAGGAACUGGACCAUCUCCAAGAACCAACCAUGUGGCUGCUCUUUAUGAUGAUAAAACCCUCCUCAUUUUUGGAGGAGCAUCAAAGUCCAAAACAUUGAAUGACUUGUACUCACUUGACUUUGAAACGAUGAUAUGGUCGAGAAUAAAGAUACGGGGUUUUCACCCAUCUCCAAGAGCUGGUUGUUGUGGAGUUUUAUGUGGAACUCAGUGGUAUAUAGCAGGGGGAGGAAGCAGGAAAAAGCGACAUGCAGAGACAUUGAUCUUUGAUGUUUUAAAGCUUGAGUGGUCUGUGGCUUGUACAUCUCUUCCGACUUCAAUCACCACCUACAAGGGUUUUAGCCUAGUACUUGUUCAUCACAAGGAGAAAGAUUUUCUUGUUGCAUUUGGAGGGUCCAAGAAGAGCCAUCAAAUCAGUUGGC
Carica papaya (papaya) is the source of this 462-nucleotide messenger RNA. The record is from RefSeq and is a predicted model, not a curated record. Lineage: Eukaryota; Viridiplantae; Streptophyta; Magnoliopsida; Brassicales; Caricaceae.